CAAACAAUCCUGAUCUCUCCUCUCCCCGCACUCUCUCUCCUCGAACACAUACACCAUACAUGCUCGCUCUUCUUCUUCGCUUCGUCCCCUGUGAUCCCUCUCUCCCCCAUCUCUAGGGUUUUAGCACCCCAUACCCCCAUCGCCAUUUUCGAUCGGAUCUCUCCCCUCCCACCCGCCGCAAAAGCAGAUCCCGCCGCGAGCCACCCAAGCCUCCGGCGCGGCCACCUUCGUCUGAGAGGUCUCCGCCGAAAACCUCGCACAAAUCCCCUCUUUUUUCGUCCAUUUGUUGCGAAGAUUGGAUUUUUCCCGUUCUUUCUUGCGUUUCAUUCCUCCGGUACCAGGAAAUUUCACCGCUUUCUUGAGAUCUCGCGUUGCUCGAUCUCAUCUUGCUUCGUCUCGCGAGAAGAAUGGCAGUUUUGUGUGAGUGUUCGUGGGGGAAGAUCCUCAGAGUUGAGAUUCUCGCGUCCAUUUGCUCGCUUCAAUAACUUUCGGGAGCAUCUGAUCUCGAAUAGUGAAGGAAAGUUGCCACCUCUGUGCCGUUUCUUGCAACUAGGCUUGGCCCGUGCGUAUUGGUGGGCAGCGGUGAGCUCUGCGGCGCUGCCCAUUCCAUGAAUGGACGGGAGGGAGUCCACGGUUGCAUCGGGGCCGAACUUCUCCUCGUUCUACGCGCAGCACCGGGGCAUCGGGGGUCCGGGUGUCGCCGGCCACUCGGCGGGGCUCCACAGCCCGCCGCCUGGCGGAUACCGGCAGCAUCUUGAUGCAGUCUCUGCGGGGUACGGAUUCCAGACCCCGCAAGUUGGGGGUCCCCACAUUGGGCAGGGGUACCACCAUGUUGAGGCCUCACCCCCUGUGGCGCAGCACAGCGCUGGUGGUGGCGCCGGCGCCGGUGGUAGUAUGGACAUCGGCAUGGGCGUGGCCGUGGGUGCUGAUGCUAAAGGGGAUCAGGGGAGUGGAGCUGGCCAGGAUGAGCAUGUGAAGAAGAAGCGGGGUAGGCCAAGGAAGUAUAAGCCUGAUGGGGCGGUGACGCUUGGGCUCUCGCCCUCUUCAUCGUCAACACCUCACUCGUCGAGCUCGGGGAUGGCCAUGGUCACCACACCAGGUUCAGGAUUUGGGUCUGGGGGUUCAGGGUCUGGUGCCCCAUCAGAGAAACGUGGCAGAGGGCGACCACCUGGGUCUGGGAAGAUGCAGCAGCUGGCUUCGCUUGGAAAGUGGUUUCUUGGCUCUGUUGGAACAGGUUUCACUCCUCAUGUGAUUAUUAUUUCACCAGGAGAGGACAUUGCUGCCAGGAUAAUGGCGUUCUCGCAACAAGGCCCAAGAGCAGUGUGCAUCAUUUCAGCAACUGGGGCUGUUUCUACAGCAACCCUUCAUCAGGAUUCGGAAUCUGGUGGCGUGGUUACAUAUGAGGGUCGAUUUGAAAUCCUGUGCCUUUCUGGGUCAUACUUGGUGCUAGAUGAUGGCGGCAUUCGAACCCGAAGCGGAGGCCUUUGCAUUGCUUUGUGUGGUCCUGACCACAGGGUUAUCGGUGGCAGUGUAGGUGGAGUCCUGAGAGCAGCUGGAACAGUUCAGGUGAUAGUGGGGAGCUUCAUGUAUGGUGGUUCAAAGAAAAAUAAAGCGAAAGCGGAGGCAGAGGCAGACACCGGACAUGAAGAACCGAAUGCAGGUGAGGAAGAGGCCCCUGCAAUGGCACUGCCUGAGCACAACAUGCCACCUCAUCCGAUGAGUGGGUGGGCACCCAGCAUGAUGAGGCAGAUGGACUCGAGAUCUUCGAACAUAGAUAUCAACUCGAUCCGUGAGUAGUUUUCCGCCGGACAAACCGAUGGAAAGACCAGGCCAGGGUCUCGACUUGGAACAAAUCCUUCUUCCCACCUGACGACACAGCAUGUAUUAACUUGCUUGUAGAGUUGUUUGUGAUUGCUGUGUUGGUCAUGUUAGAAACUCUACGUAUCAUAUUGUGAUGAUGUACUUUGUUGUUGUACGAGAUAAUGAGAUGCUACCUAGCUACUCCUAUAUAUAUAGAAGAAGGAACCUGGGUAUUGAGUUCUCCGUA
Molecule: messenger RNA, 2047 nt
Organism: Phragmites australis (common reed)
Lineage: Eukaryota; Viridiplantae; Streptophyta; Magnoliopsida; Poales; Poaceae
Product: AT-hook motif nuclear-localized protein 9-like
Exons: 5
Coding region: 613-1797 (394 amino acids)
Molecular function (GO): minor groove of adenine-thymine-rich DNA binding
Source: RefSeq, a predicted model, not a curated record